AUGGUCGAUGUGUCUGAUGUGUCUGUAGCCUACGACCGCAUCUUCAACUUCGUUGUUUUCCGCCAUCACUUGAUACACUUCUAUCUUCCGUGUCCCGAACACCGACAUGAAGGUGAUCCACAGAACCCUCCAAUGCUACAACAAGCAGUAGAGGGGCAACGUCAACUUGACCGUGAAGUUGACAGGCUUGGCCACCACAUUCUCAAAGAACUCCGAGUUGUCUUUCGUGAGAUGUCGUCACGGGCCGGGAUUUUUAAGUACUGUGUCUACACCAUGUUUGUACAGCACCCCGAAAUCUUUGUGCCGGUGUCCUACGUGUCACCUGCCAUGCCACAUCUGACAGUCUAUGCCAGUGUCUGUAAAGAAUGGAAUCGUUCGAUUUCCACAGUGGUGCAAUACCACAACAUGUUGGAUUUUCGACACCUAUGGAUGUGCUCACAAACGCGCAACCUCGUCAGCUUUUGGUCCAUGAACCAGUCACAGAUCGGUUCAGGUUCCAUGCUGACCUAA
Molecule: messenger RNA, 510 nt
Organism: Symbiodinium necroappetens
Lineage: Eukaryota; Dinophyceae; Suessiales; Symbiodiniaceae
Source: the annotation of a GenBank genome assembly